Molecule: messenger RNA, 2042 nt
Organism: Cinara cedri
Lineage: Eukaryota; Metazoa; Arthropoda; Insecta; Hemiptera; Aphididae
Source: the annotation of a GenBank genome assembly
AUGAGGAGGAUGAAAAUGAUGAGAAACUUAUCAACUGGGCUAAUAUUAACCACACUUUCCUGGUUUUUGAUGCUAAGCAAGGCAGAACCUUCAACUCAGGCAGAUGGGGUACCUCUACAUCCCUGGACCUUUGCUUCGUUACAAAAAAAUGAGUCAGUCCAACCCUUACAAGUAAGACGUACAAUACUGAAUAAGUUCCCCAAAAGUCAACAUUGUCCAAUUGUAGUAGAAGUGGGAAUAAACCUACCCAGGUUCAAUAAACUAGAACUGCCUAGAUGGAAUUUGCGCAAGGCAAACUAGGAUAGCUAUUCCAAAUACAUUGAGGAUAACAUCAAUUGAAUAGAUUUAGUUUAAGGAAAUUACAUCAGAUUCAUUAAGCUCCUCAAGACGGCAGCGACGAAGUCCAUACCGAGAGGACACGUUCAGAACUACAUCCCAUGCUGGAACAAAGAAUGCGAAGAGGUACUCAGAGAAUACGAGAAAAACGGGAGUGAUAUCUUGGCUAAUAGGCUAACGAACUUACUUGAUGAGGAGAGGAGAGAAGAAAAAGAUGGAUUAAUGCAGUAGAAAACCUCGACUUUUCGAAAUCAAGCAGGAAAAGUUAGGCACUCCUUAAAAAGCUGGGGUUGGCCCAACCGGUUCGCAAAGAGGAGGAGGUUUCAGUGAAAGCGAUAGCUAACCAACUAUUUAAAGUAUUAAACAUCAAACAGAAAAAAAAAAGAAAAGUUUGAUAUUAGAAAACUGCUUGCUAAUGAACUCUCUUGAUGCAAGGACUCGCCAUCACUAUUUGAUACUUUUACCAAGAGCGAAGUUGAUACAGCCUUAAAAGCUGUUAAAAAUGGCAAAGCUGCUGGUGCGGAUGGCAUCUUACCUGAAUUUCUGAAAAAUCUAGGGGUCAAAGGUAGAAAUUGGUUAGCUAAAUUAACAACAAACAUUGCUAAUUCCGGAGUCCUUCCAAAAUUAUGGAGGGAUAGCCAUCUUAAAACCGGGGAAAGCUGCAAAUGAUGCCAGCAACUAUAGACCAGUUUCGCUACUAUCAACGGUGUACAAUGUUUUUGAGAGACUAAUUCUUAUGAAGCUGCGACUGAUACUAGAAAAUAAAUUGCCAAUAGAACAACUGGUACCUUACAUUAAAUCCAAAUAAAACGGUAGCGAUAGCUCUUCACUUGAAUAACCGGGAAGCCAACAGAAGACUAGAAUUAAAGAUAGGGGACACCCCAGUGGCCAAUAGUGAAUGCACAAGGUACCUAGGGAUAAAAAUUGACAGAGCUCUAACUUUAAAGGAUCAUAUAGAGGCAAUGAAAAAAAAGUUGAAAACUAGAAACAAUAUAAUAGCAAAACAAACGGGCACAAGCUGGGGUAGUAACGCGGAAGUCCUGCGAACAUCUACAUUAGCAUUGGUUUAUAGCGUGGCCGAGUAUUGUGUACCAGUAUGGUCAAGAAGUGCUUACUGUAAAAAAAUAGACAUAGAGCUCAACAAGUCAAUGCGAAUAAUAUCGGGGACUGUGAGAACUACUCAAACCCAAUGGUUGCCGGUGCUGUCGAACAUAAUACCUCCAGAACUAAGGAGGUUAAUGAAGGCUUAUCAGGAAGUAACAAAAGUAAUGAACAACCCUGAACUACCAUUAUAUAACGACAUCAUCUCACACCCCCAAAAAAGACUGAAGUCAAGACACCCUAUCUGGGAUCUGACAUUCCCGAAAGAGUCAAUACCCGAGGUAUGGAAAAAUCAUUGGAAACAUUCAGGAGUGCAAAACUCAACAUUGAUUACAGACCCAAUGAUGAGAGUCCUGGGAUUCAACCUACCCAGACACUUAUGGACAGCUUUAAACAGAGCUAGGACUAAUCAGGGUAGAAGUAAAAGUCUCUUAUAUAAAUGGGGUAUGACCAAUUCUCCCUUGUGUGCGUGCGGAGCAGAACAAACCAUUCAACAUAUCAUUGAAGAGUGCCCUAACACUAAGUUCAAUGGGGGUAUAGCAAGACUUCACAAGGCUGAAGAGGAUGCAGUAACAUGGAUAAAUAACCUGGAGUUUCGUUUGUGA